AUUUAUAGAAGAAAACACUUUUUAUCCUUUAAUUUGCAUGCUCUUAUGCAGCUCAAGUCAAUCUUCAGAGGUAGUUGGAACUGCAAUUUGAAGAUAAUAUAGUACACAAAUAAUCUAGGAUGUUGGUUCCAAUUCUUAGCAGUUUAGCUCUCACACAGAGAAGAGGCAUGAUGCAGAUUUUUUCAGAAAGUUUUCAAAACUUUGUGGAUAAUUGGAACCUUCGUUUAAUGGUUGUGUUCAGCCUCAACAUCCAAUUCAUUCUCAUACUGUUUGGAACUAAGAGAAAGUUCUGGACAUGCAUCUGGCUCAGAAUCAUACUAUGGUCUGCCUACUUGUUUGCAGAUUGGUUAGCAACAACCUCACUUGGUGUUCUUUCAAAUAAAGAAGGUGAAAACAAAGGUGAUUCUGUUGAACCAAAACAUGUCAUUAUUGCUUUGUGGGGUCCACUUCUUCUCCUUCACCUUGGUGGCCAAGAUACUAUUACUGCUUACUCAAUGGAAGACAAUGCACUUUGGAGUAGGCGUUUGGUUACUUAUGUUGGACAGGUUGCGGUUGCAAUUUUAAUCUUUCUCCGAUCAUGGACAAAUACUGGUCUUAACAUUCUGGCAAUACCAAUAUUCAUUGCUAGUUUUAUCAAAAUUUGUGAGAGAAUUUUGGUUUUGUGGCGUGCAAGUAGCCAACACUUCAAGGAGUCUUUGUUUCCUGAUCCUGAUCCAGGUCCUAAUUAUGCAAGAUACAUGGAAGGAUACAAUUCAGCUUCUCAUGAAGGGUAUGGAGUUGAUGUAGAAUGCCUAAUUCAAUCUCCAUCAACUGCUGCUGCUGCUGCUGUUGAUCAUACUCAUGCACCUUCACAAGGAAACAUCAUCCCAUUGCCACAAACUGAUCAUGACACAUAUGGUCCUGCAGUAACCGUAAGAAAUGCACGCAGAUUCUUGAAGAUUUCUAAGCUUCUGUUUGCAGAUCUCAUCUUGAAUUUUCAAGAUGUUUCAGAAAGCAGAUCUUCUUUACUUCUUGGAAAUGGAAAGGGAGGGUUUGAAAUGAUGGAAAUUGAACUUGGUUUUAUGUUUGAUUUGUUCUACACAAAGGCUUCUAUUGUUUAUUCUUUCUUUGGUUGUUUUCUACGUUUUGUUACUCUAUCUUGUAGUAUUAUUGUGUUUUGUGUUUUCUUUUUCAUGGAGAAGAAUCAAUAUCCAAGAGUUGAUGUGUUGAUCACAAAUGUGUUGCUUCUUGGAGCUAUCGUCCUUGAGAUAUUUUCAGUAAUUUUGAUGUUGUUUUCUGACUGGACAAUGCUGUGGUUGACGACACUGCAAAGGAAUAAGGUGACUAGUAAGGUCAUUUCAUUAAUUCAAUCUGUGAAAUGUAACAAAAGAUGGUCAUGCAGUAUUGGUCAAUUCAACCUCAUGAGCUUUUGCUUAUUGAAAGCUAGAAAAAAAAGACACGGCAAACUUGGCAAGCUUUUAAGGCACAAAUUUGGUUUGAAUUGGGGGAAAACAUUCAAAAAGAAAGCAGAAAAGUGUUGUGUUGUUCAAGUGAUUACAGAUGUUUGGCUAUCCUAUCAGAAGUACAAGCACACAAUUACAAACACCGUCACAGUCGAAGGCGAUCUAAAGGAAAUAAUCUUUGAACACUUUGUGAGUAAAAUAAAUGUGGCGAUAAACAAGCGAAAAGAUGAGUUUGCAAAACAUAUCACAAGAAUUUGUGACGAUAGGGGCAACAAAGCUUUGGAAGAAUUAAAACAACAGAUUAAGGAUAAGGAGAAGGCAAAAAAAAAGAUAGAGACAAUACGGAGGAGUACCGUGGAGGUAGAAUUUGAUCAAAGCAUUCUGUUAUGGCAUGUUGCAACAAAUGUAUGUGAUAAUUCUGUAUAAGGUGAAGAAGUUUUGGAAAAUGGGA
This is a messenger RNA of Medicago truncatula (barrel medic), 1893 nucleotides long. RefSeq lists its product as uncharacterized. NCBI's taxonomy places the organism in Eukaryota, Viridiplantae, Streptophyta, Magnoliopsida, Fabales, Fabaceae. The transcript has 3 exons. The record is from RefSeq and is a predicted model, not a curated record. Bases 120 to 1868 code for a protein of 582 amino acids.